GUGAGUUUUCAACAAGUAGGUCGUCGAUACAAAUCGAACGGAAGAUAAAACUACAACACUCCAGAGUGUAAACUGAAAACAACGUUUAUCUUAUUUAUAUACAAUACUAUUUUUGUUCAAGUGAAUAAUCAAAAGUGAACUACUAAUAAAAUACUUUUCGGCGCGUACAAAUAUAUAUCAAACGUCAGCUUCUUCAGGCAGUAAAAGCAGAACUAUUAUACACUAAUAUUGUUUCUAAAGAAGAAGUAAACAAAAAAAAAAGAAAAAUGGAAGGCGAAUCCACAGAGUCAACACAUAAUACUAAGGUAUCCGAUUCGGCAUAUUCCAACAGUUGCAGUAACAGUCAGUCACAGCGCAGUGGCAGCUCCAAGUCGCGCCUUAGUGGUAGCCAUUCAUCGGGCAGCAGCGGCUAUGGCGGCAAACCCUCGACGCAGGCCAGCAGCAGCGACAUGGUCAUCAAGAGGAAUAAGGAAAAGUCGCGCAAGAAGAAGAAGGCCAAGUGCACACAAGCCCAGGCCACCGUCACAACAUCCCUUGAGAGCACCGAGGAGCCACAGCCGAGACCCAGUAGCGGAAGUUGUGAGCAGCUCCAGGAACUUCAGGAUACACAACAACUGUGCGAACCACCGCCAAGUGAACAGCUCAGCGAGCAAUUGCAAUUGCUCGAAACGGAGCAGAAUGGCGAGACCGCAAAUCAAUCGGAGCAGGCACAACAGCUACCCACAUCGUCGUGCCUGUCGGUCAGCACAUUGCCGGGCACAGGCAGCAUGGUGGUUGCCGGCAACGCUGCUGUCCCCGGUACUGGCAUUUGUGUAAAGUCCGACAAGACAUACGAAUCGGCGCCGGGAAAACUGGAGACGGUGGCAGCCGGUGUAGGCAAACAGCAGCACCAUGAACGCUCCAAGGAGGACAGUUUCUGUUGUGUCAUCUCCAUGCAUGAUGGCAUUGUGCUCUACACGACGCCCAGCAUUACGGAUGUGCUUGGAUUUCCGCGCGACAUGUGGCUGGGUCGUUCGUUUAUCGAUUUCGUGCAUCUCAAGGAUCGCGCCACAUUCGCCAGUCAAAUUACCACCGGCAUACCCAUUGCCGAGUCGCGGGGCAGUAUGCCAAAGGAUGCACGUAGCACAUUUUGUGUGAUGCUGCGACGCUAUCGAGGUCUUACCUCGGGAGGUUUUGGGGUCAUUGGACGUGCUGUUAACUAUGAACCCUUUCGCCUGGGUCUUACGUUCCGGGAAGCUCCAGAGGAAGCACGUCCCGACAACUAUAUGGUCUCGAAUGGCACAAAUAUGUUGCUCGUCAUCUCCGCCACGCCCAUCAAGAGUAGCUACAAAGUUCCAGAUGAAAUCCUGUCACCGAAGAGUCCCAAGUUUGCCAUUCGUCACACCGCCACCGGCAUCAUUUCGCAUGUGGAUAGUGCCUCAGUGAGCGCACUAGGUUAUUUGCCACAGGACCUCAUUGGACGGUCCAUUAUGGAUUUCUAUCACCAUGAAGAUCUCACUGCAAUGAAGGAAACCUACGAAAUGGUCAUGAAAAAAGGUCAAACAGCUGGUGCUUCUUUCUGCAGCAAACCGUAUAGGUUUCUCAUACAGAAUGGGUGUUACAUACUCCUCGAAACAGAAUGGACUAGUUUCGUCAAUCCCUGGUCACGCAAGCUGGAAUUUGUCGUCGGACAUCAUCGAGUCUUUCAGGGUCCCAAACAGUGCAAUGUAUUUGAAAUGGCACCCAAUGCGAAGCCAAAGAUAUCCGAGGAGGCACAGAGCCGCAACACACGGAUUAAAGAGGAUAUUGUCAAAUUGCUGGCGGAGACGGUGUCGCGACCAUCGGAUACCGUUAAGCAAGAGGUUUCGCGUCGCUGCCAGGCGCUUGCCAGCUUCAUGGAAACACUGAUGGAUGAGGUGACGCGGGCGGAUCUAAAGCUGGAGUUGCCGCAUGAGAACGAGCUAACCGUAUCGGAGCGUGAUAGCGUAAUGCUUGGUGAAAUAUCGCCGCAUCACGACUACUAUGACAGUAAGAGUUCCACUGAGACGCCACCCAGCUACAAUCAGCUAAACUAUAACGAGAACCUGCUGCGUUUUUUUAACAGCAAGCCUGUCACCGCCCCCGUCGAACUCGAUCCGCCCAAAGUGGAAUCCUCGUAUGUGAGCAGUGCUCGCGAGGAUGCACGCAGCACCGUCAGUCCCGUUCACGGUUUCGAGGGUAGUGGCGGCAGCGGUUCAUCCGGCAACUUCACCACCGGCAGCAAUGUGCGCAUGAGCAGUGUGACCAACACUAGCAAUGCCGGCACUGGCACCUCGGGCGGCGGCAAUUCCGCUGCCGCCAGCGGGGCCAGUGCCAAUGCACCGCCCGUUACGGUCACGCUCACCGAAUCGCUGCUCAACAAGCACAACGAUGAGAUGGAGAAAUUUAUGCUGAAGAAGCAUCGUGAGUCGCGUGGACGCACCGGCGAAAAGAACAAGAAAUCCGCCAAUGAGAAGAUGCUCGAAUAUAGCGGACCGGGACACGGUCAUGGCAUCAAGCGCGGUGGCUCGCAUUCCUGGGAGGGCGAGGCGAACAAACCCAAGCAACAGCUCACACUCAGUGGCGUCGGUGUGGGCGCCAAUGUGGGCGUGUCCGAUGGUCAUACGUUAACCAAAUGCCCAACGCCCAAUACGCCAUCGUUGGCCAGCAAUCAAUACGUUGGCAGCAGUCUCAACUGCACCCAGAACAUCAAUCUCUGGCCCCCCUUCUCGGUGGGCAUCACAACACCCUCCGCUCACACCACCCACACUGCGGUCGCCCAAAGCAGCUUCUCGCCGCAGCACAGCCUCUUCCCCGCCUUCUACUACAUCCCGGCGCCGUUGGCCAGCGCCUCUGCAAAUGCGGCAGCUGCCGCGAAUGCCGCCAAUGCUCAUGCACCGCAACGCACGCACAAAAGCUGCGAUCAGCCAAGCACCUCGCAACAAGCAGCCGCAGCAGCGGCGGCAGCUGCAGCCAUGCCGCUGCAAUACAUGGCCGGUGUGAUGUAUCCGCAUCCUUCGCUGUUCUACACGCAUCCGGCGGCAGCGGCCGCGACCGCAAUGAUGUACCAGCCGAUGCCCUUCUCGAGUGUUGGCAAUGCCCUGCAGAUGCCGGAAAGGUCGAGUGGCUCACAGUCCAACUACAACAAAACGGUGUACACGGCACAACAAGUUAUGGUCGCGCCGCUUUCGAGCAACACAAAGACUCAGGGCGCCUUUCAUUCCAUAACGCCGUCGCAGUUGCAACGUCCCGCUUCACAGGCUACGUCCGUCAAGGCGGAACCGGGAUCGAAUGUGGCGCCAUCGGAUACAUCGAAAAAAGAGGUACCCGACUCACCAAUAGCCUCGGUAACGGGCGAGGGCGACUACACAUCUGAUCAGCCUAGCAAUCCCGCCAACACCAAGAAAUACACGGACAGUAAUGGCAACAGCGAUGAUAUGGAUGGCUCCAGUUUCUCCUCGUUCUACUCGUCGUUUAUCAAGACCACGGACGGCUCGGAGAGUCCGCCCGACAACGACAAAGAGACCAAACACCGCAAAAUCAAGGCUAUUAUACCGCUAGAAAGCAAGAUUGUGGAACAUCCGGAGGAGGAUCAAACGCAGCACGGCGAUGGAUAGCGGUCGAAGCUGCAGCUGCUGCUGAAUCCAUUAUUUGCGACCAGUUACCAGCAAUUAAGCCCCCUCUCCAAGGCCUAGACAAACUUCAACCCAGCAGCACACCACGUACAUAAAGGAUUUGAUUGUUAUUCAGUUGUCCACACAAAUCACCCGACUAUUAAUUGAUGCGUAAUCUUCCAGCCGAAAUUACUAUCCAAAAAUCCACACAAUAAAAAAAAUUCAAUAAAGAACGUUGCCAGAACAGUGCCAACAAUCCAAAAA
Messenger RNA from Drosophila nasuta, 3875 nucleotides. It is a transcript of the gene per, whose product is annotated as period circadian regulator. Bases 267 to 3614 code for a protein of 1115 amino acids. Gene Ontology annotation, biological process: entrainment of circadian clock by photoperiod; circadian regulation of gene expression; negative regulation of transcription by RNA polymerase II. NCBI's taxonomy places the organism in Eukaryota, Metazoa, Arthropoda, Insecta, Diptera, Drosophilidae. The record is from RefSeq and is a predicted model, not a curated record. Gene Ontology annotation, cellular component: nucleus; cytoplasm. Gene Ontology annotation, molecular function: transcription cis-regulatory region binding; transcription corepressor binding. The transcript is spliced from 9 exons.